AUGAUGGAUGCCUCCAUUCAAGAGUACAUGCGUGCCGAGUCGAUCACGGUGGCUUCAGUGGGCCUCGUCUAUGACCAAGAGCUCGUCUGGGAGAAGGGCUAUGGUCUCACUGACCCCUCCAGCCCGUCGUCGCACGUGAACUCAGACACAAUCCUGCGCAUUGGUUCCAUCACCAAACUGAUUACGACCAUCAUGCUCUUCCAACUCCGGGAUCGGGGCAUGCUCUCACUUGACGACCCCGUCAGCAAACACGUGCCCGAGUUGGUCUGGCCAACGCCUUUUGGCAACAACCCGGGCAUCACGUGGCGCACUCUUGCCGGGCAAGUCAGCGGCUUGACUGGCGUGACGCCGUGCAACUUCUUCACCAUUUGGGAGCCCAUUCUGGGCGACGCCUGCGAUAUCAAGAACGCCGAGGCUUGGAAGCGGGUCACGGCCGAGCCGCCGACAGUGCCAAUGUGGCAGGACCCACACUACGCUGAUGGCGCCUAUGCUAUCAUUGGUCGUGCGCUCGAAUCGGUUGUCGGUAUGACGUGGGAGGACUAUCUCACCCAACACAUUUUCAAGCCUCUGGACAUGGCGAAGAGGGUAGCGCCAGGCAUGAUCGGCAACACUAGCCUUCCGUAUCUGCUCUCACAAAUGGACCUGAGAUGGGCUCGCCCAACCGGAAACGUGUACUCAACGGUGAAGGAUCUGGCCAAGCUGGCCUCUGUCUUCCUCGUGGGGCAGGACGAGCGCAAGAACGCGCUGGGGCUCUACUCGAGCACUCUGCGCGAGAUGAUGACCCCAUCCUUUGUGAACGAUGAUCAGGUUGACAUCGCCCGCUCCCCCUACGCCCCUCUUGCCUCCUCGGGCUACGCCUACCCAUUCGAGGUCCACCACAGCAGUUACCUCGGACCAGAUCUUCCAGCCUACUGGAUUCGCCUCAAGGGCGGCGUCGUGCCAGGCUACUUCAGCACCAUCGCGCUGGUGCCAGAGAUCAAGACAGCUAUGAUCCUUCAGAGCACCGGUUCCCCCUUGUCCACGGCAGUGCUGGCGGUGCUGCUUCCAGCCAUGGAGCAGACCCUGUGGGAGCUUCAGCCACUCCCAAACAACCCGGGCAAUCUCACGGCUUUUUCCGGGACCUACCUGGCUUCCCUCUAUGGCGGGUCGGGCAACAACAGAUUGAUGCAGGGCAACGUCACCGUGCAGGCUGACCUGGACAAAAACACACUGAACAUGAACUUUGCCAUCACUGGUACAUCACUGCCUCCUGUGCCUAGCGUGGACAUGGAGUUUCUGUUGGCUAAGCUCCUGCUGGUGCUGGCAGGCCUGGGGAGUGUGCAGCCCAUGGGCCACUCCACGGCUGUCUGGGAGGAGAGCAACUCGUUCCGCAUUUUGGGUCCCUCAUCCGGCGGGUGUCUGGACGUUGAAGCAGGGCGCACCAACGCCCUGGUGCACUUCAAGGUGAGUGAGCCUUCCACGUGGAAUGGCUUCUCCCGUGUGGUAUUGCGGGUCUAA
Acanthamoeba castellanii str. Neff is the source of this 1497-nucleotide messenger RNA. Its product is annotated as betalactamase. The transcript is spliced from 11 exons. NCBI's taxonomy places the organism in Eukaryota, Discosea, Longamoebia, Acanthamoebidae. The record is from RefSeq and is a predicted model, not a curated record. The coding region runs from base 1 to 1497 and encodes 498 amino acids.